CGUCGCGAUUGGUUCAAAAUCCAUAACUGGCCUCCGAGAGCCAGGUGUCGUUCACACCGCGGCCUCGCGCGCCUCGUCUCGUAACUCGUUAAUCACUCGUGUUCGCUAUUGUUAUAGCGCGUCGUACAGCCAUCUUUGUCAAAUUACGGGCGAUUCAUUUCAUUAAUUUGGAUUGGUUUAACAAAUGGAACAAAACAUUGAUAGUGUUACUGACGCGACGCGUAGUGGAAUCAAGCUCAUUUUAACAUUCUCUUUUGUUUUAUCGCCGACAACGCUUUGUUGAAUGGAAGCGUUACAACGUUUACGGCGUUAACGAUCAGUCGACCAUUAAAAUGAUGGAUGAUGUCGUCUUUUGCAAAAACUGUGUGAAGUGAUCUAUUUACUAAAUAAUGUAAACGGUGUUUUUGGUGUUUACGUUUGGGCGUUCAUGUGAUCAAAACUGCGUCUUAAUUGUCGUACACAUUGCAUAAAUGACUGGAAUGGCGUUGCGGAGCGCGCGGGCCGGAGCAUGCGCGCCAGUUUCCUUGCUAUCGCUGGGAACGCACUGAAAUGUCCUUCGUUUAUGUGCAUAUCAAAAUGGGAAGGUCCAGGUUCCCAGGGAAACCACUCAAGUUUCAUAAUAGAAAACGCAUUAGUGUAUUAUCGGGCACUGUUUACCACGAAAAUGCUGCAGAUAACCAUGCAGCCAGCCGCAGCUCGGCAACCAAUGACUUUUCUGGGGAGAAAGAGGAAGAAGAAAAGAAGGAGAAUAAUAAUGAAAAAGAGGCAAAUUCAGAGAGCAGUGAAGAUAAAGAGAGUGUAGUGAAUGAUAAACAAGAAAACCAAGAAAAUAACAGUGAUCCCUCUAAAUCACCAGUGCGAACUAGGUCACAAAAUAAAAUGGAACCUCAGAAAAGUGAUAAAGUCAAACCAGUAAAGAAAACAGUGACAUUUGGUACAGUUGAAAGUUGUGAGGACACAUUCUUACCUCUGAAAAAAAUUCCCAUAAAACACCAUGCUCCACUUGUGUCCAUUAUUAAAAAGAAAUCUGCUCUUAAGCAAACAGAGCAUUGUUUUAAUGGUAUUUUAAAACCUGCAAAAUUAACUGAUUUGAGCUCCAAAUCUUCGUCGGAAUAUCAAGAGGGUUAUGUAAAGAAAAACCUAUCAAAAGCAACAAAUAAGUUUUCUCAAUUCACUGAGAGUAGGUGUAUGUCUCCUCCACCAAGGAUUAAUUCACCAAUUGAGAAAGAAACCAUUGGUUCAGUUAAAUUUCUGCCAGUAAGAAGCAGCCAUUCAUCGAGAGUUAUCAAACCUAAUAAAAGAUUUAUUGAUGGAGAGGAACAGUCAUCUGUACCAAGUAGCAUCAGCUCUGGAAAAGUUCUUAAGAAACCAAAAUUAAAGAGGCUAGUAUUUAAUAACUUGCAUGAUGAUGAAGAUUCAGCACCAGAGGAGGAAACAGAGAAGAGUGAUAAUCGGGAUAAGCAAUUAUUAUCGCCAUGCAGCCUGUUUAAAGAGAAGACAAAAAAUUCAUUUACAGGUUCUCGAAAAGUAACACAGGAUUUGUUUUCAUAUGAAAAAGAAUCUGAUUUUCCUCAGGAUGAAAAUUCAAAUAUUGAUGAGAAAUUAAAAUCCCCUGAACAUAAUAAAGAGCAAAGAUCUGGUCACACUAUGAGAAAACUUAUGGACAUAUCUGAUGCAAGUACAUCAAGUAAUUCAAGUAGUGGAUCAGAGUCAGAGGAGAGUUGGGAUAGCGAUAGCCCAAGAAAUAGUGGUGAUGAUGAUGAAAAACAACCUUUAGUUAGCCCAGAGAAAGAUAAAUCAUCUGCUUCUCAAUUGUUAAGUGGGAAAGUUAUUAUAAGAGAAGCAAGAUUACAACUAGCCACAACACCACCUGCAUCUGGGUUAGAUGGGCCAUUCUCAGCACUUAGUGCACCUACUUCAAACAAUCCACCAACAACUGUGACGUGCGGAGUUUGUGGUGCAGUACGAUUUUAUAAAUUUGUCAAGCAAGCUAGAAAAUUUGGUAUAUAUUCAUGCGAGUCAUGUCGUAAAUUUGUAUCAAAAUUACUUAAAAAAGACCGGAUGGCAUUACGAACAUCACCACUUGUUCUGCAUUGUGUAAGAGGUGAAGGUAAUUGUCAAGUACCACCCAUAGUACGUUCACAGCAAUGGAAAUUGUUUAAAUGCUCCAAUAAAGCAAGAUGUCCAGCUUGCUGGCUGAAACUAUGCUUAAAAGCUUUCCAAGUACCAUCAGACAAGAAAGCAAUUUUAAUGUCUAUGCUACCAUCAUACAUGAAACCUGGAUCUAAAUCCAAUGUGCCUCUAGCACAAUUGAAAAUGGGAUCUAGUACUACUACAGCUCCAGUCUUUAGUGGCUUAUCUACAAAUGAAACAGAUAAUAAUAUCUUCUCUUUGAAAACAUCAAAGAAAAAUGAAGGAUUUGAGGAGGACAGUUUGAAACCGCAAAAAGAACGACACAAUGAAAAGGAGAAGGAUCCUGAUAGCAACAGAAAACGUCGCUUGGCUAAAAUUAAAGUUCGAAAGAAAGAUAAGAAUGACUCCAAACAAAUUGAGGAUCCCAAGCGACAGAAGAUGGAGUUAAAAGGACCUCGGGUUAAACAUGUAUGUCGAAGUGCUUCAAUUGUCCUGGGACAACCUAUUGCUACAUUCCCAACUCAAGAAGAAAGGGAGAAACCAGAAAAGCCAGUUCAAUCUGAUGAUGAUGUUCCUAUGACUGUAAUAGAAAAAGACCGAGUAACACCAGACUUAUCAAGCUGUGAAUCUGAAGAUACAGAGAACAAAUUGCAAAUAGUUCCUGAGCCUCUUUUGAAAGAUAGCGAUCAAGAAGUACAUAUUGAACCCAAAAAGAGAAAGAUUGAAGUACCAGUUGUUACAAAACACGCUAAAAUUGAAUCUAGUGAAGAUGAAACUGUCCUUGAUUUGGUUCCAAAGAAAUCAAGCUUAAAGCCAUUAACAAAUAUUACAAAUAUACGUGGGCGAUCCCAAAAAUGCGGUCAAAAUCGCCCAGAGCUAAUCUGCGUUGAUUUUUGGGAGAGUUAUGAUCCUGACGAAGUAUGCAAUUCUGGUUUUGGGUUGAUUGGCACAGCUCCCUUUACAGUGGCCAAGUUGUGUUUUUUGUGUGGAAGUGCAGGGAAGGAAAAGAUGCUGGUGUGCUCCAGCUGCUGCGAGUGGUACCACAGCUGGUGCGCGGAGGACGCGGGCGGUGGCGACGGGUGGACGUGCGCGCGCUGCGUGUGGUGCGCCGCGUGCGCGCGCCCCGCGGCCCGCCUGCGCUGUCGGUCCUGCGCGAAGCACUACCACGCCGCUUGCUUGCCCUCCGCGCCGCCGGAUCACCGCAGUGACUGGCCGCAGAUAUGCAGUGCAUGCUUAAAAUCAAAUGUGGAGUACAUCCUAUAUAGCAUUUACACAUCAUCAUCAGCUGAUAUGUAA
Molecule: messenger RNA, 3429 nt
Organism: Zerene cesonia (dogface butterfly)
Lineage: Eukaryota; Metazoa; Arthropoda; Insecta; Lepidoptera; Pieridae
Product: histone-lysine N-methyltransferase trithorax-like
Exons: 9
Coding region: 550-3429 (959 amino acids)
Biological process (GO): regulation of DNA-templated transcription
Molecular function (GO): sequence-specific DNA binding; DNA-binding transcription factor activity; zinc ion binding
Source: RefSeq, a predicted model, not a curated record